CGGACCGGAAGCGGAAGUGGAGUCGGCGGAUCGGACCGGACUCGGGAGCGGAGCGGGGAGCGGGCCCAUGGCCUCUGCCAGCAUCGACAUCGAGGACGCGACCCAGCACCUGAGGGACAUCCUCAAGCUGGACCGGCCGGCAGGUUCAGUGAAUGAAAACCAGAGGCCACCCAACUCGUUCAACGGGGACUUGAAUGGACUGCUGGUGCCAGACCCCGUUGCAGCUGGAGAUGGAGCUCCCUUGGCUAAGCCAAUGCUCCGAACUGUUCCUCUGGGAACGCUGCAGGAGAAGCAAGUCAUCUGCCUUUCUGGAGAUGACAGUUCCACCUGCGUGGUGAUAUCGGCAAAAGACGUGGAGAUUGUGGCCAGCAGUGACUCUAGCAUCACCAGUAAGGCCAGAGGGAGCAACAAGGUAAAAAUACAGCCAGUAGCCAGGUAUGACUGGGAGCAGAAAUACUACUAUGGCAACCUGAUAGCUGUAUCAAACUCCUACCUGGCAUAUGCCAUUAGAGGUGCCAGUAAUGGCUCUGCUAUGGUGCGGGUGCUGAGCAUCAGCACUGCCGAGCGGACCUUGCUGAAAGGAUUCACGGGUGGCGUGGCAGACCUGGCUUUCGCCCAUCUCAACUCCAACCAGCUGGCCUGCCUGGAUGAGGCUGGCAACCUCUUUGUCUGGUGCCUAGCCAUGGACAAUGGGAAAAUCCAAGAGGAGAUCUUGGUGAACAUAAAACGACCUGAGGGCACCCCGCUGAACAGCUUCCGGAGAAUCAUAUGGUGCCCCUUCAUCCCAGAUGAGAAUGAGGAGAGCGGUGAAGAGGGCAGCCAGACAUUGGCGUUGCUGCACGAGGACAGGGCAGAGGUUUGGGAUCUGGAUAUUAUCCGAGCCAACAACAGUUCCUGGCCGGUGGAGGUGACUAACAUCAAAGAGGGCUUCAUUGUGGUGAAAGGCCACAGCACGUGCCUGAGCGAGGGAGCGCUCUCUCCAGAUGGGACCGUCUUGGCCACAGCAAGCCACGAUGGCUAUGUCAAAUUCUGGCAGAUCUACAUAGAGGGGCAAGAUGAGCCAAGGUGCCUGCAUGAGUGGAGGCCCCAUGACGGCAGGCCGCUCUCCUGCCUGCUCUUCUGUGAUAAUCACAAAAAACAAGACCCAGAGGUUCCUUUCUGGAGGUUUCUCAUCACUGGUGCGGAUCAGAACCGAGAGCUGAAGAUGUGGUGCACCGUUUCUUGGACUUGUCUGCAAACUAUCCGCUUUUCCCCUGACAUCUUCAGUUCCAAGAGUGUUCCCCCGAGUCUGAAAGUCUGCCUGGACCUCUCUGCCGAAUUCCUGAUACUGAGCGACGUGCAGAGAAAAGUCCUGUAUGUGAUGGAGCUUUUGCAGAACCAGGAUGAGGGCAGAGCUUACUUCAGCUCCAUCUCGGAGUUCCUCCUCACCCACCCGGUCCUGAGCUUCGGCAUCCAGGUCGUGAGCCGCUGCCGGCUACGGCACACAGAGGUCCUCCCAGCUGAAGAGGAGAGCGACGGCCUCAGCACAGAAGGUGCUCAGGGGGCUGGGGCUGUCGAAUUGGCGGCAGGUGUGCUGAUCAAGCUCUUCUGUGUCCACACCAAGGCCCUGCAGGAUGUGCAGAUUCGAUUCCAACCUCUUCAUAGUCCAGAGAUGGCUGCACCGAUCCCUCCCCACAGCUCCCAUGAAGAUUUCGCAUUUCCAGACCACCUGGCUGACCUGGGCGCAGAAGGGCUGGGAUCGGAGAAGGGGUCCGUCCAUGGCUCCCAACCAGACUUACGGCGCAUUGCAGACCUGCCUGUGCCAGCGGAUUUUCUUGCCCUCUCCAAUGAUGCCAAACCCAAGCUGAUGACCCCGGAUGCGUUCAUGACCCCAAGCACAUCUCUUCAGCAGAUUGCCAUGUCGCCGGGAAGCAGCGUCAGUUCCCUGACUGCAGUCACAGCCAUGAGCAGCGCUUCCAUCACUGACCCUGCUGUGCCCAGGCCAUCUGAGGACCUGACUUUGAGCCCAAAGAUGCAGCUGGACCCCAGCCUCACGCUGAGCAGCAGUGGCAGCAGUCUCCAGACAAGUCCUAGGAACCAUUCAGUCCUUAUUCCUGGACUCCCUGACAAGCUGACCCCAAAGGCCCCUGUCCCGGUCACUCCAGCAAACCCCACUCUGGCUCUGGAGCUGCAGGAAGUGGAGCCCCUUGUGGUAGCCCAGGCCUCACCCACCCGUGAGCGCUCCCCGGACGUCAUUUCCUCAGCCUCCACAGCCAUGUCCCAGGAUAUCCCAGAGAUCGCCUCUGAGACGCUGCAGCGCAGCUUUGCCGCAGCCCCGGCCGGGCUCCCUGCAGAAGUGCUGGAGCCCAACCACCAUGCGGACAGCAUGGCCUCAGCCGCCUCGGCCUUGCACUUACUGUCCCCGAGGAACCGGCACAGCUCCGAGCACAGCCAGCACUCCCUGGACAUGGCCCCUGUGGAGGUGGACAGGCUGACCACACCCUCAUUACUGGAGACUGCUUUAACUCAGGAAAAUGCAUCUUCCAACAGCGUCGUGAGCCAGCCAUGGCCAGCGGCCCCUGACAUCACCAGGGAAACCCGGAACAGCAUAGCAGACAGCCCAAGGGAUGAUGUUGCAGAGAAGCACAAGAGCUCUUCCUAUCACAGGCACAGCUACCACCUGCUGCAGCAUGACAGCCAGGAUGCCAGUGCAGAGCAAAGUGACCAUGAUGAUGAAGUUGCAAGUUUGGCGUCUACAUCAGGUGGGUUUGGUGCCAAAGCAUCUGCACAGCGGCUGCCUGUGAAGGACUGGAAAGCCAAGGUGUCUCCUCGGGCUUCCCCCAAGCUCAAACGGAAGGGGAAGAAAGAUGACGGGUACGCUGGGCUUCCAGGGCAGACAGCUGUGGGAUUGGCAGCACAGGGUCACAACCUGAGAAACCCGCCAGCCCUGGUGGAUGUGACCCAGUCCCCGAGGUCAUGUGAUCGCCAGGUGACUGCCGAGUGCCAGGAUGAGCUGAUGUCCCUGCUGCGGAGCCAACAGAGAGAGCUCACGGAGCUGAGACAGAACCAGAUGGAACUAAUGCAGAGACUCACUGACCACCUGGAUGCUGUGCAGAGCUCCCUCAUGGGUCACAUGGAACGAGUGAUUGAUUCGCAGCAGGAACAAGAGCAGCGGAGGCUGGACCGAGCUCUGACAGAGGGGCAGCAGCGGAACGGGCAGCUCCAGGAGCACCUCUCCCAGCAGCUCUCGCAGUCCCUCUCCACUGCUGCGUGCAAUCGCCUGGAGAGGACCAUCCGCGAGGAGAUGAAGAAGACAGUGCCCCAGUGUAUUUCCAAGAGCCUGGACCCUGUCACUGGCCAGCUGAGCAAUACGAUUGCUGCCAAGCUCACGGCUGUCGAGGGGACAUUGAAGGAAAACGUCACCAAGCUAGUGAAAUCAAAGAAUCUGACAGAUGCCAUUGCGAGGGCAGCUGCGGAUGCUCUGCAGGGGCCCAUCCAGUCGGCGUACAGGGAGGCAUUCCAGAGCGUCGUGUUGCCAGCGUUUGAGAAGAGCUGCCAGUCCAUGUUCCAGCAAAUCAACGACACCUUCAAGCAGGGGACACAGGAAUAUAUCCAGCAGCUCGAGACUCACAUGAAGAACAAGAAGGCACGAGAGCAGGAGGCCCGAGACUCUUUGCUGGGCCAGCUCCGGCAGCUGAUCAGCACCUUCCAGAGCAGCACAGAUCAGCUGGCCUCCACCAUCACCACCAGCGUGCACACCGAGGUGCAGCAUCAGUUGCACGUCAUUGUGGGCAACAUGCAGGACUCUAUUCUGACCCAGGUGCAGAGGGUCAUCAAGGGAGAGGUGAGCCUGGCCAUGAAGGAGCAGCAAGCAGCCGUCACCUCAAGCAUCGUGCAGGCGAUGCGCUCUGCAGCAGGCACGCCCAUCCCCUCUGCUCACCUGGACUUCCAGGCUCAGCAGACUCACGUCCUGCAGCUGCUGCAGCAGGGCCGCCUCAACCAGGCUUUCCAGCAGGCUCUCACGGCAGCUGAUCUGAACCUGGUCCUAUACGUCUGUGAGACGGUGGAUCCUCAGCAGGUGUUUGGACAGCACCCAUGUCCGCUCUCCCAGCCCGUCCUCCUGUCUCUCAUUCAGCAGCUCUCCUCGGAUCUGGGCACCCGCACCGAACUGAAACUGAAUUACCUGGAGGAGGCAGUGAUGCACCUGGACCACAGCGACCCCAUCACCCGAGACCACAUGGGGUCGGUCAUGAACCAGGUGCGGCAGAAGCUCUUCCAGUUCCUGCAGGCGGAGCCCCAUAACACCCUGAGCAAGCCGGCCCGUCGCCUCAUGAUCAUGCUUCAGGGCUUGGUCACCCCCAGCAUGACCUAACGGCGCCCGGCUGCCCUGCGGGGGCGCCCGGCUGCCCUGCGGGGGCGGUAGUUACUAACCCCAUGUGGCUUCUGUUAAGAGCUCUUGCCAGGUAAAUGUGUGGUGUCGCUAAGGCUAACGCCAGCUGUGUAUAGCCCCAAAUAAUCACUCCACGCGCACUUGGCUUCUUUUCUUAAACAGCCUCUUCUGGGAGCGCUAGGCCUCAGCACCCACCCCAUCUGUCCCCGAGUCGUCACCACCUGGUCACGCAGCAGCGCGACCAUUCCAUUUCUUCCCCUUUAGCUGGGCAUUGGCUCCCAGGAGUGGAGGAGAGGGGAGCAGGGGUGGGGCUGUGAGCUGGGCACGCAUUUCUCACUCCUGGGAGGCGGUCCCAGGCUGAAGUCCAUGAGCCCACAGAAUCCUUCCCAGCCAGAUACGGAGGGGGUGGUUUCUGUUAGCCCCUGGGUACUAGUCUAGCAGCAAGAAGCCUGGCUAGUCCCCCAUGCAGGGCGAGUCGGGCACCAGCAGGGGGCAGUGUGUGCAUAUCUACAUCGAUUCUGAAGGGCGGGCCAAGCAGGGCUCUGGGGCAGGUUGGUCAGGGAGCAUCAUGCUGUGAGCCCCUCCAGGCUGUUCGUUCCGCACAUCCAUGGAUCAGACCUCUCAUUAGUUCGAAUUUUACACCUGUUUUUUUCUUUUUAUCUAAAAUUUGAAUCUUUCUUUUUUGAAUAACAUUAAGAAAUGUUCAAUAAACAACUUUUGGAGAAAAACCGA
This is a messenger RNA of Gopherus evgoodei (Goodes thornscrub tortoise), 5101 nucleotides long. It is a transcript of the gene EDC4, whose product is annotated as enhancer of mRNA decapping 4. Gene Ontology annotation, biological process: deadenylation-independent decapping of nuclear-transcribed mRNA. The transcript is spliced from 29 exons. Gene Ontology annotation, molecular function: protein binding. The record is from RefSeq and is a predicted model, not a curated record. Lineage: Eukaryota; Metazoa; Chordata; Testudines; Testudinidae. Bases 68 to 4351 code for a protein of 1427 amino acids. Gene Ontology annotation, cellular component: P-body.